This is a messenger RNA of Branchiostoma belcheri (Belcher's lancelet), 1532 nucleotides long. RefSeq names its product calmodulin-like protein 12. The transcript has 15 exons. The coding region runs from base 129 to 1517 and encodes 462 amino acids. Gene Ontology annotation, molecular function: calcium ion binding; enzyme regulator activity. NCBI's taxonomy places the organism in Eukaryota, Metazoa, Chordata, Leptocardii, Amphioxiformes, Branchiostomatidae. The record is from RefSeq and is a predicted model, not a curated record.
GUGCCUGUAGUUACUGAAGCAGGGUGGUCUCUCACAGAACACAUCUGCUCACAACUGUCACGGUGUCGUCCUUUGAAACAUCCAAGUCUUGACCAAGAGGAACUCAUAUAUACCGCUGAAUUGAAGACAUGGCAGACCAACUGACAGAGGAGCAGAUCGCUGAGUUCAAGGAGGCCUUCUCUUUGUUCGACAAAGAUGGGGACGGCGUCAUCACUACAAAGGAGCUGGGAACUGUCAUGAGAUCGCUGGGACAGAAUCCAACUGAAGCUGAGCUUCAGGAUAUGAUAAACGAGGUUGACGCGGACGGAAACGGAACCAUAGACUUCCCAGAAUUCCUCACGAUGAUGGCCCGGAAGAUGAAGGAUACCGACUCGGAAGAAGAGAUUCGUGAAUCAUUUCGGGUAUUCGACAAGGAUGGCAACGGCUACAUCAGCGCCGCGGAGCUGCGUCACGUGAUGACCAACCUGGGAGAGAAGCUGACAGAUGAAGAGGUGGAUGAGAUGAUCCGAGAGGCGGACAUUGACGGAGAUGGUCAGGUCAACUAUGAAGAGUUUGUGAAGAUGAUGACUUUUUGGUCCAUUUUGGAUAUUUUUGGGCUGGAAGGCACAGACAUGGCAAGCCAACUGACAGAGGAGCAGAUCGCUGAGUUCAAGGAGGCCUUCUCUUUGUUCGACAAAGAUGGGAAUGGCAACAUCACUACAAAUGAGCUGGGAACUGUCAUGAGAUCGCUGGGUCAGAAUCCAACUGAAGCUGAGCUUCAGGAUAUGAUAAACGAGGUUGACGCGGACGGAAACGGAACCAUAGACUUCCCAGAAUUCCUCACGAUGAUGGCCCGGAAGAUGAAGGAAACCGACUCGGAAGAGGAGAUUCGUGAAGCAUUUCGGGUAUUCGAUAAGGAUUGCAACGGCUACAUCAGCGCCGCGGAGCUGCGUCACGUGAUGACCAACCUGGGAGAGAAGCUGACAGAUGAAGAGGUGGAUGAGAUGAUCCGAGAGGCCGACAUUGACGGAGAUGGACAGGUCAACUAUGAAGAGUUUGUGAAGAUGAUGACUGACAAAGACAUGACAGAACAACUGACAGAGGAGCAGAUCGCUGAGUUCAAGGAGGCCUUCUCUUUGUUCGACAAAGAUGGGGACGGCGUCAUCACUACAAAGGAGCUGGGAACUGUCAUGAAAUCGCUGGGACAGAAUCCAACUGAAGCUGAGCUUCAGGACAUGAUAAACGAGGUUGACGCGGACGGAAACGGAACCAUAGACUUCCCAGAAUUCCUCACGAUGAUGGCCCGAAAGAUGAAAGACACCGACACGGAAGAGGAGAUCAAAGAAGCAUUUCGGGUAUUCGACAAGGACGGUAACGGUUUCAUCAGCGCCGCGGAGCUGCGUCACGUGAUGACCAACCUGGGAGAGAAGCUGACAGAUGAAGAGGUGGAUGAGAUGAUCCGAGAGGCUGAUGUGGAUGGAGAUGGCCAGGUCAACUACGAAGAGUUCGUGAGUAUGAUGACCGGCGAAACACGGUGAUUCCCAGCAGUAGUU